Molecule: messenger RNA, 1788 nt
Organism: Puma concolor (puma)
Lineage: Eukaryota; Metazoa; Chordata; Mammalia; Carnivora; Felidae
Source: RefSeq, a predicted model, not a curated record
AUGUCUAGCAAAUCCACCGUGAGGAGCCAAAGCGUCAGCCACCGUGGCUUCAGCACCAGCUCAGCCAGAGUCCCAGGGGUCUGCCGCUCUGGCUUCAGCAGUGUCUCUGUGUCCCGCUCCAGGGGCACGGGUGGCCUCGGUGGAGUGUAUGGAGGAGCUGGCUUUGGGAGCAGGAGCCUCUAUAGCCUGGGAGGCUCCAAGAGGAUCUCCAUCGGAGGGGGCAGCUGUGCCAUCAGUGGCGGAUAUGGUGGCCGAGUUGGAGGUGGCUUUGGCUAUGGAGGUGGAGCUGCCAGUGGAUUUGGUUUUGGUGCCGCAGCUGGUGGUGGCUUUGGGCUCGGUGGUGGAGCUGGUUUUGCUGGUGGCUAUGGGGGCUCUGGCUUCCCUGUGUGCCCCCCUGGAGGCAUCCAAGAGGUCACCGUCAACCAGAACCUCCUCACUCCUCUGAACCUGCAAAUCGACCCCACCAUCCAGCGGGUGAGGACUGAGGAGCGGGAGCAGAUCAAGACCCUCAACAACAAGUUCGCCUCCUUCAUCGACAAGGUGCGAUUCCUGGAACAACAGAACAAGGUCCUGGACACCAAGUGGACUCUGCUCCAGGAGCAGGGCACCAAGACCGUGAGGCAGAACCUGGAGCCCUUGUUUGAGCAGUACAUCAACAACCUCAGGAGACAGCUAGACAGCAUCCUGGGGGAGAGGGGCCGCCUGGACACAGAGCUCAGGGGCAUGCAGGACAUGGUGGAGGACUUCAAGAACAAAUACGAAGAUGAAAUCAACAAGCGCACAGCAGCAGAGAAUGAAUUUGUGACUCUGAAGAAGGAUGUGGAUGCUGCCUACAUGAAUAAGGUUGAAUUGCAAGCCAAGGUAGAUGCUCUCAUGGAUGAGAUCAACUUCACCAGAGCCUUGUAUGAAGCAGAGCUGUCCCAGAUGCAGAGCCACGUCAGCGACACCUCCGUGGUCCUGUCCAUGGACAACAACCGCAGCCUGGACCUGGACAGCAUCAUCGCUGAGGUCAAGGCCCAGUAUGAGGACAUCGCCCAGAGGAGCAAGGCGGAGGCCGAGGCCCUGUACCAGACGAAGCUUGGGGAGCUGCAGACCACAGCCGGCAGGCAUGGAGAUGACCUGAAGAACACCAAGAGUGAGAUUUCUGAGCUCAACAGAAUGAUCCAGAGGCUGCGGGCCGAGAUUGAGAACGUUAAGAAGCAGAACGCCAACCUGCAGGUGGCCAUCACCGAAGCUGAGCAGCGUGGGGAGCUGGCCCUCAAGGAUGCCAAUGCCAAGCUCCAAGAGCUACAGGCCGCCCUGCAGCAGGCCAAAGAUGACCUGGCCCGGCUGCUGAAGGACUACCAGGAGCUGAUGAACGUGAAGCUGGCCCUGGACGUGGAGAUCGCCACCUACCGCAAGCUGCUGGAGGGCGAGGAGUGCAGGAUGUCUGGAGAGUGCCAGAGCGCUGUGAGCAUCUCGGUGGUCAGCGGCGGCGGCGCUGCAGGUGGUUACGGCGGCGGCUUCGGCGGCGGCUUCGGCCGGGCAGGCGGCGGAGGCGGCGGCAGCGGCAGCGGCAGCGGCUUCAGCUUCGGCGGCGGCAGCGGCAGCGGCAGCGGCAUCGGCGGCAGCGGUUUCGGCUUCGGCGGCGGCAGCGGCAUCGGCGGCAGCGGCUUCGGCUUCGGAGGCGGCAGCGGCGGCUUCGGCUCCGGAGCUCGCUGCGGAGUCAGUGGCGGAGGUUUCAGCUCGGGCAGCAGCCGGGGCGGCAGCGUCAAGUUCUCGCAGUCUUCGCAGCGCUUCUCCAGAUAA